UUUUGCUCUGAAGGUGGUGCAAUGGUCAGAGUCUGAGACAGUGAGGUUACAGCUAUGGGACAUUGCUGGUCAGGAACGUUUCACAUCAAUGACUCGACUGUAUUACAGGGAGGCAUCAGCCUGUGUUGCAAUGUUUGAUGUCACCAAUUUUAGCACUUUCACCAAUUGCCAGAAAUGGAAACAAGAUUUGGACAGCAAGUUGAAACUGCAAGAUGGAAAACAGUUUUCUUCCCCUUUGGACAGAGAAAAAAUUGUGCUCAAUAAUUGUUUUCACAAUGAGUUUGAUAUUGCUGAACUCUUUCAGAGUGAUCUUUAUCCGUGGGCUAUGACUAGAGAAGAAAUUGAUCAAUUCAGCAAAGAGAAUGGCUUUACUGGUUGGACUGAGACAUCUGUCAAGGAAAACAAAAACGUAAAUGAGUCAAUGAGGGUCCUUGUUGAAAAAAUGAUGGCUACAACAUGGCUAGGUGAUAAUGACAUGUCUGUUUCAGGCCAUGGAGACUAUAUCAAUUUGAAAGAUGGAUCCACAUCCAACUUGGGUUGCUGCUAACUAUAUUUGCUUCUUCAUCUGACCAGAGGUCUAAAGUACCAUUCAGACAAAUCUAUAUACCUUUUAAAAGCACUCACAAAUUCUCUGUCUGCACUGUUGAGAAAAUCAGAAAGAAGGCAAUCCCUCAUUCUAGCAGGGACAAUGGAAAAUACUGCCUUAGCUGCUUAUGAGCCACUGAUGUACAUUUUCCCCAUUUCAUUCAGUAUUGCCUCUUCAGCUUCCUCAAGUAUGCAGGAUCUUCUGCUGAUUUCAGCUCCCAGCAGUUAAAGGAAAAUCUCCACUUGUCUUGAUCAAAAACACCAUUGCAGGAAGUAUGGGUAUUGGGACCUUUCAAACAUCCAAAUGCCCCUAGCCUAAGGAAUCUUGUUGUGUUUGACUGUUUAUCCUCUGCUCACAUUUAGCAUAGACUUCUUUAAAUGAGUCUUUUUUGGAAAGAGGCUUUGGACUGUCUCGUGACGCAGCUACAGAAUCCUCUUAUUGCACUUUUCUUGAAGUGCCAUUUUUGGUUUGUUGCUUUUGUCUUUUUCACCAAUGUUAUGUUUAAGCUUAGGAAAAUUCUGACCACUUUUUUCCCCUGCACAUGCAGUUGUUAAGCUCUUUCUUGAAGUUAUUUUAUUAGAGAGCCAGCGGUGAAGAGAGGCUAAAGCUAUUGACUUCAUUGCACUGAUACACCUUACUAAGGCACCAGCCAUAUUUGUUGUCUUUAUAGCCCUUUCUCUUGCAGGAUCUAAUUUGCCUCUUUCAGAUUCUGAUGAAUUACUUGCCUUCAGCCAUCCAACUAAGAAGGGUUAUAUAGCAGCAUGGCAGGCUCUUUGAAAGGCCACCUACUGGUUUAGUGAUCUGAGGGACAAAACAGAACAGAGAGUGUAGCAGAAUAAAAGCUAAAGUUAAAAUAUUUCCUAUGCCUUUUAUUUUUUAAAAAAUAGCAGGAAUUAACCCAAUUUUCCUGGUAUUAUUAGCUGGCAGCCUUCUGUUUUUGGUGAACAUAUGAAGUUAAAGCUACUUACGUUUUUAUAAAUUGGUCAGUUUAUAAUUCAGGGAGGUUGAUAUCGCAAAAUUGUCAUAGAUAUUGAAGCAUUUGAAUUUUUAAUAUUCAUUUUUAAAAUGGUCAGGCAAGUGCAGUGCUUAAGAGUAAAAUAUUCUGGAGAUGAAAAAGAUCAGAAGUUAUUGGAGGACUGAUUGCAAGUAGCUCUUUCGUUGUCUGUCUUGGCUAUGCUAACACAACAGCAAGGCUUGAAAAGCCUUAAAAUAGGUGCUUCACACAGGUUGAACCAGUCGUCCUUCCAGAAGACUCCCAAUGGCUGUUUCAAGGGCUUUCCCAGACUCCCUUUACGUAUGCAUCCAUAGGUGUUUCAUUUGCGGUCUGUCUGAGCAAAGUCAUGCACUAACAAAUUGGGAAAGCUCUUAUAUUUGAAGAUGGAAAUUCAGUCCUUUUAAACGGUCUAAACUGUGUAGGGGGUGAGUUCUAUGUCAGCUUCUCUAUGUGUAAGUGUGUGUAUUUUCUAGAGAUUAUAUCAAUUCCAGGGGCCUUCUGCUAGAACUGCAAUGACAAAAUCUUUACAUUUAGAUAUCUUUCUUAAUGACAAUCUCCUCAUUACCUGUAUUUUUUUUUUAAUUGCAGUUAUCAGAAACAUACUGUAGUGAUCAGCAAUUCAAACUGAACCACUUUUAAGGUGUGCUGAAUAGGAGAACUGUGCUCCAUUUAAGUUUGCUUAUUUUUUGAAGUACAGUAUUCAAGCAUUACUUGGUCCUGUUUUAAACAGGGAACAGCAAAACAGCAUAAUAUUCUUCCUACAGCAUACAAACAAUACCAAUGUUUUGCCUAGUUGAGUUAACAAAUAUUAGGAAAAGAAUUUAAGGAAACAAUUGUGUAGAAAAUUUCUCUUCAACAUCCAUUGGAGGGAAUCCUUAUGAGAUGGUCAUACUGUUUGUCUGAAAGACAGAAGUAGUUCUUGUACCAUUUUAGGAAACAGUAUAUGAUGCAGAACUGAAUGUCUAUCCAAAAGGAAUUGCUGUCAACUAAUUGGUCUGAAGAUGUUUUAACAGGUUGCACAUAUUUUUUUCAAAUAGCAUUUCUGGCACAGCAUCAUUUCCUUUUGAUGGCAGUAAAGCAUGGGAAUUUAACGGAUUACAUCUUAUCAAUUAAGCUCAGUGCAGCUACUUUGACUGACUACAAUGGGGAACUUUAUGGGAAUGAUAUAAAAUUGCUUUAUGCUGGUUUAUAGUGAGAGGAACAUGUAUAGAAUUUUAUGUCUGUGAACUUUUGCACUGUGCUUUUUUUAAUCACAUGAUUUGUCAACUUGCCCUUUUAGACAAUAAACAAGCCUU
Molecule: messenger RNA, 2875 nt
Organism: Protobothrops mucrosquamatus (brown spotted pit viper)
Lineage: Eukaryota; Metazoa; Chordata; Lepidosauria; Squamata; Viperidae
Product: ras-related protein Rab-7L1
Exons: 5
Coding region: 89-547 (152 amino acids)
Molecular function (GO): GTP binding; GTPase activity
Source: RefSeq, a predicted model, not a curated record